GCUCUUAGCCCGGCCCUGUGCGCGGGAUCGCGGCGGGCGGUGUUGGCAGCAGCGUCGGCUCCCGGGGUUUUCUCUCACCGGCCCGGUCUCGUCCCGCCUCGCCCGGGAGUGUCGGGCGGAGCUCCGGAAUGUGGAAGCUGGUGCCCGCCUCGGGAAAAGGAGAACCAUAUAGGCUUUUAAGUGGUAUAGARUAUGUUGUUGGACGCAAAAACUGCACAAUUUUAAUUCAGGAUGAUCAGUCCAUCAGUCGAAAUCACGCAGUUCUGACUGUAGAUCAGCCUGAAAYAAGCUCUAGCCAGUCUCUCUCAGUCCCUGUAUUAACAGUAAGAGAUACAUCCAAGUAUGGUACCUUUGUUAAUGGAGCAAAACUCAAUGGUKCUUCAAAAUCUUUGCAGUCUGGUGACAGAAUCAACUUUGGAGUCUUUGAGAGCAAGUUUAGAGUGGAGUAUGAACCUUUGGUUGUCUGCUCCUCRUGUUUGGAUGUAGCUCAGAAAACCGCUUUAAAUCAAGCCAUCCAGAAGCUUGGGGGUCUUGCAGUGAAUGAAUGGACAAAAGACUGUACCCACCUUGUAAUGGUAUCAGUAAAAGUUACUGUUAAGACUAUAUGUGCUUUGAUUUGUGCUCGACCAAUUAUAAAACCAGAGUUUUUUUCUGAAUUAAUCAGAGCUAUUCAAUCCAGGCAGCAAUUGCCAAAUCAUGAAAGCUUUUAUCCUCCAGUUGAUGAGCCUUCCAUUGGCACUGAAAAACUGGAUUUAUCUGAGCAUCAUGAAAGGGAAAAAAUAUUCAGUGGAAAAACUUUUGUAUUUCUAACUGCCAAGCAGCACAAGAAGCUGAGUCCAGCAGUCGUUCUUGGAGGAGGGGAGGUAAAGUUGAUGACAGAAGGAAGAAAAGAAAUGCCUUUACUACUUUCUCCUGAAGUUUGUGUAGUUGAUGCAGAUUUGACAAACUCUCAGCUCUCAGGAUCUGACUCAAUGAGAAACUGGACUGAUUCCAUUCUGACUGUCUUGGAAAGCAAGAAUCUUAGGGCUAUUCCAGAGGCAGAAAUUGGAUUGGCAGUUAUCUUCAUGUCUACGGAAAAAUACUGCAACCCUCAAAAGCAGCCUGCUUCCAGAGCUGUAUCUGAAAGUUCUCCUGCAUCAGCUGUUGGAGGCCGAGCCAUUUCCCGGAGUCUGGCUGUGGAUGAAACCAUAAUGCCAACUGCUGCAGAUAGCAGCACGUUGUAUAUAGCUGAUACAGAAAGGCACACAUGUAUGGAGAUAGAGCAUACUUCCCAGAUGCACAGACAAGGGAAAAUGGCUUCCCUGGAUACAACUGCUGUAAAGAAAAGCACAAGCACACGUGACAGUGUAAAUGCAGGGACAUCAGUACCUGGAGAGAACAGAACAUCYGCCUUAGGUCAAAGAAGUCAGCCUGUGUCACCAUCUAAACUUUCAGAAGCUGGCAAACCUCGUGAGAAUGCUUCAUGUCACCAGUCGAACUCAAUUACAAAUUACUUUCAUGUAGCUAGAAAGAGGGAAAGAGCUGAAGAAGAAGAAACAUCUGUACCCAAACUAGCAAAAUUGGAGGAAAGGUCGCCUUUUACCAAGUGUGCUGAAUCCACAGCUUCAUCAGUCUGCAACAGUGAAGCAAAACAGCAUCAAAAGAAAAAUAACCCAAAUUUUGCAGUAGAAGACAUGGAUAUAAAGCUUAUAAGGGAAGGUGUCAAGCUAACAAGUGAUAGAACAGAUGCUAAAACCACUUCUAGUGAAAAUCAUGCACCGAAAAAGAGAAAGGAAUUAGAUGAUUUAUCUGAAGAUACAGAAGCACUAGAAAUUGUGUUUGGAAGCGGAGACAUAGACUGGGAAGAUCAAAUAGCAGAUCAUGACCAGAAAGCUCAAGGAAGCACACGAAAAGCUCAAUGUUUGGAAGCCAAAAGAAGAAGGAUUCAUGAAGUAAAUGUAAAUCAGAGAGAGGAGAAUAAAGUAUUGGAGGAAGAGGAACUUGGAUCAGUCCUACCUUCAGAAAUUAAAAGUAACAUCAAGCAAGAGUUGCCAGUCUUGAACCACAGCGACCUGCAAGAUGACUCCAGCAAUCUUCCUAGCAAGCUUCUGUUGACAGAGUUUAGRUCGCUGGUUGUCAGCCAUCCCAGACAGAAUAGUCGUGUUACUGGAAAUACCAGCUAUGGGGGAAAGAAAAACUUCAAAAUGUUCAAAAAGGUUGCUUACCCAGGGGCAGGACAGCUACCACACAUUAUUGGAGGAUCAGAUUUGAUUGCUCACCAUGCUAAAAAGAAUUCAGAGCUAGAAGAGUGGUUAAGGCAAGAAAUGGAGGUGCAGAACGAACGUGCAAGAGAAGAAUCACUUGCUGACGAUCUCUUUAGAUACGAUCCUAAUGUGAAAAGAAGAAGAUAAAUUGUGACCUGGAUUUACACUGUUUCUCUAGCAAAACUUGCUUUCUGUUCCUUAGUUUUCUUGGUUACAGUGUCUAUGAUGUUCCUAUAUAUGACCAUUUGAAAUAUCUGUUGUUUUAAGACAUGUUUUCUAGGUCUUGUUUUUAUUAAAGAAAAAGAAAAGUUU
Messenger RNA from Malurus melanocephalus (red-backed fairy wren), 2555 nucleotides. It is a transcript of the gene NBN, whose product is annotated as nibrin. The coding region runs from base 129 to 2390 and encodes 753 amino acids. Gene Ontology annotation, cellular component: nucleus; Mre11 complex. Gene Ontology annotation, biological process: telomere maintenance; double-strand break repair via homologous recombination; mitotic G2 DNA damage checkpoint signaling. Gene Ontology annotation, molecular function: damaged DNA binding; protein binding. The record is from RefSeq and is a predicted model, not a curated record. NCBI's taxonomy places the organism in Eukaryota, Metazoa, Chordata, Aves, Passeriformes, Maluridae. The transcript is spliced from 16 exons.